Messenger RNA from Parastagonospora nodorum SN15, 1617 nucleotides. RefSeq lists its product as hypothetical. Lineage: Eukaryota; Fungi; Ascomycota; Dothideomycetes; Pleosporales; Phaeosphaeriaceae. The record is from RefSeq and is a predicted model, not a curated record. The transcript has 3 exons. Bases 1 to 1617 code for a protein of 538 amino acids.
AUGCCUGUGAAAGAUACGGCCAACGCCACCACGGUCCCAGUGGACGUUGAACAAGGCCAUCGCGAUCAGAUUACUCCCAGCGCAUCCACUUCGCUCGCUCGAAAUGGGGACAUAUCGAAACCUGCCACGCCACGAAGAAGCCUAGAACUAGAUGAUGGCGCACCGCGCAAUCGAAACCUCAACACCCGGUCACCAUGGAUAAAGUUUGAGGCAAAGCUGCCGGCGGCUGUCGCUCAAAUAAAUCACAAGAUAGUGAGCUGGAUGAAGGGCCCGGAAACCCAACAAGAUACAUCACAUCACUCCACUAUUGGAGCGCAUUCAGACAUGGCCCAUCAGACUGCUUGCGCGCCUGCCUCGGUGGUUUCUAGCGUGCCCAGCGCCCAAUCUUGCGGUCUUGAUGGUCGCAACUGUCUCCCAUUUGCUGAUUCUUCCUUCGCCUUCAAUUGUCCUGCCAGCUGCCUCGGCGCCCAAGUCCUCAACCCCCGAGCCAUCGGAAACACCUCUAUAAAUUACCGAUCGCUCGUUGUUGGCGGUGCGCCAGACGAAGAUGAAGGUUUCGCACGGGUCUACCGAGGCGACUCGUUUAUUUGUGGUGCAGCCAUACAUGCUGGUGCAAUCAAAAAUGGGCAAGGAGGCUGUGGUGUGGUCUCGCUGGUGGGAGAGAAGAGUAGUUUUCCCACGGUGUCGCAAAAUGGCAUCAUCCAGUGUCGGGUCGGCAUGGCUUCGGAUACACCAAAUUACUCAAACUAUGCUUCGUUGGCAUCAACAAUACUUGGACGUUUCUUGCCUGCAGCCUUGGUCGCCGCCCUGUUCUAUCAAUUUAGUAUCCGGAAAACACUACGAAAUUGCAAGGCGCAUGUGGAAAAGACUGUCCUCUGGGUCGGCGCUGCAUGGGUUGGAGCACUCAGCAACUAUACCCUCGAGAAGAUCCCCAUCCAGCGACUCACGGGCCACGAUAUUCGCCAGCAACCUGGAGCCAUAACCGCGCUUGUCAUAAUCAUUUUGAUCCUCUUCAUUGUCAUCCUCUACCAAUGCUGGUGCUUGCGAAGCGAAGGCCGUCUGCCCCGCUUCCUUGGUCUCUAUGCCAUCUUUGGCAUCAGUUUAGGUAUCUUGUCCGCCAUGCCACACCUUACGCUUCGUAUACAUCAUUACAUCCUGGCUCUGCUACUUCUACCUGGUACAUCUAUGCAAACGCGCAUCAGUUUGCUUGCUCAGGGUCUUCUUGUUGGACUUUUCAUCAACGGCGUCGCACGCUGGGACUUUGAUUCUAUCCUGCAGACCGCUGCUCAACUUCGUGGCGACGCCCAGCUCGGCACUAGCGUGCCCUCUAUUCUCGAGCCACUCAUUAAUGGUACAAAUGUCACUUUCACGUGGAAAGGUAUACUACGUGGGUACGAUGGCAUCAGCGUCCUUAUAAAUGACGUAGAACGCUUCAGGGGUAUUGAUGCUGAAGCGAACUUUACGUGGACGAGACAAGCAGUGGAUUUGCCCGAGUAUUUCCGCUUUGGGUUCAUCAACUACUCACCUUUUGGAGCUGUGAGGUAUAGCGACUUUACAAAGGCAGGAACGUGGUGGGUAAAUGGAACUUGGGGCGGUAUUCCGCCAGGGAGGACGUAG